AUGACCGAAAACGUCGAUACGACCGUUGCCAUAAAGGGAUGCAGACCCAAGCACAUGUGCAUAUCUGAGAAUACUAUCCAGCAGUCGAUCAUGAACUGCCUCGACGUAUCAAGCUCGGCCUGGCUUAUCCAUACGGUCAGGAUUAAGCAUAAACCUAGGCUCAGAGCGAGGUACAUGAACCCUAUGAGAGAUUUCGGCGACUUUGCCUACUGGAUCGAUGAUAAUAAGGCAUUUGGGGUGAAGAAUCUAAUCAACGGUGAUCUCGAUGGGUAUGCGAGGUUCGUUCGUGCCCCUGCUUCGACGCUCCGCAUGACUUCUGGGUCUUAG
This is a messenger RNA of Fusarium verticillioides 7600, 327 nucleotides long. RefSeq lists its product as hypothetical. The record is from RefSeq and is a predicted model, not a curated record. NCBI's taxonomy places the organism in Eukaryota, Fungi, Ascomycota, Sordariomycetes, Hypocreales, Nectriaceae. The transcript has 2 exons. Bases 1 to 327 code for a protein of 108 amino acids.